Messenger RNA from Aspergillus puulaauensis, 873 nucleotides. RefSeq names its product N-acyl homoserine lactonase family protein. The transcript has 4 exons. The coding region runs from base 1 to 873 and encodes 290 amino acids. NCBI's taxonomy places the organism in Eukaryota, Fungi, Ascomycota, Eurotiomycetes, Eurotiales, Aspergillaceae. The record is from RefSeq and is a predicted model, not a curated record.
AUGGCAGCUCCAAUGCAACAGCUCGCACAGGCAUGUCUUCCAGCAUACACAUGUCCUACUGGGACCAAGAUGUACUUACUGAACCUGGGCACAUUGAACGUUGACGACGCCUGGCUCCUUCUAGGCGCUAAUGGAAGCUCGGCGAGUAAUCCGAAUCCCCCCAGCAAGAGAAGGGACUUGAUGUUGAUUGCCGGGCUCAUCGACCACCCGGAGAUGGGAUUGGUGCUAUUUGAAACAGGAAGUGCAGAGGAUGUACAGAGACAAUGGGGUCCAGAUGCAGUAGACCUGUUCCCACGGACACAAUACGAAGAACGCCAUCGCCUACCGGCUGCCAUUGAGGCCGUCGGAUAUAAUAUCAAAGACGUGAAAGCGGUAAUCAUGGGACAUUUACACUUGGAUCAUGCAGGUGGGCUGGAACAUUUUAAAAAUACCGGAGUGCCCGUAUAUGUCCAUGAAGAAGAAUUCAAGCACGCUUGCUGGGCGGCAGGGACGAACUCGGACGUUGGCCUGUACCUCGGCGAUUACCUCAAGCUAGAUAAUACGCUGAACUGGCAGACCUUCAACGACGCCCAGCUGGAUCUCUGCACCGGGGUCACCCUGUAUCACUGUCCCGGCCACACCCCUGGCCUCUGCAUUAUGCAGGUGAAUCUUGCGCAGGAUGGGACCUUUAUCUGGACCACCGAUCAGUAUCAUAUACGAGAAAACUACGAAUUAGAUCAAGCCCAUGGGUGGCUGCUGAGAGAUUAUCGGAAGUGGGUAGAGAGUGGGAAGUUCAUUCGGCGUUUACAAAGGCUGUUCUCCGCUCGUCUGAUAUUCGGCCAUGACUAUGAGACUGCAGAGGAGCUGAUAAAGGCUAAGAAGGUGUACCAAUAG